AGUCUUGCAGGACCUCAGCACCCAUGUGGCCAAGGUGCUGGGCUCCUGCGGACACUUCUACGCCGUGGAGUACCUCUCGGCCGGCCACGCCUGGGACCAGAACAUCUUCUCGCUGGAGGGGGUGGAGGUCUCCGGGGCGCGGGCCAGGUGGAGCUCCAGGGAGAAGGUGCAGCGCAUCGCGCUGAGCUUCCUGGACAUGGUGCGCCACUUCGACCACGACUUUGCCCACAAGCUGCACCUCUGCGACAUCAAGCCGGAGAACUUCGCCAUCAGGAAGGACCUGACGGUGGUUGCCAUAGACGUGGACAUGGCGUUCUUCGAGCCCAAGAUGAGGGACAUUCUGGACCAGAACUGCAGCAGCGAUGACGACUGCAACUUCUUCGACUGCUCGUCCCGCUGCGACCGGGACAGACGGAGGUGCAGCGCGGUGCGCAGGAACAGCAACCUGCAGGUGAUCUGUGAGAAGAUCUUCCGGCCCUGGUUUUCUCCGACUCUCCUCGGGUCGAAGGCCGGUCUCCCUCUGCAGGUGGAGCUGCAGCGGGCGGUGCAGGAGUGCUCUGAGACGGAGGGUGGAGGCGUAGAGGAAGACGGAGGAGGAGAGGCGGGGGGCCGAGGUCAUAGCGUCCACCUGCGCCUCCUCAGCGUCCUGACCCGCCUCCUCCGGGAGGGAGGGGCCUCAAGGGAGGAAGGCGGGGCCAGGGAGGAGAAGGGCCACACAGCGCUGAACUUCUGAGAACUGAACUGAACCACCUGGUUUGAGUCCUCAGCGAGAUGUUUUCCAUCCAACGGGUCAUUUGUGGUUCCUCUUCAGGAUCGUUUUUGACCUCCCAUGAAGUAUAAAUCUGUCCUGUGAGGCUCCACAGGAGGGAAAGACACUCCGUCCAGCAGCUUCAGGGUGACCGGGACCGUGGACCCUCUCUGCUGUCUGGUUCAACCUCUGGAGAGAAGGACUGACCACCAGCAAAUACUAGACCGUGUUCUUCAGGAGGCCUCAAGGUUCCUCUCCCCGGAGGAGCAUGUUCUUUGACCCUUGGUGUGAUGAUGUCACUCACGUAUUAAUCCGUCAUUAGGACACUUCAUGAGGACAAUCUACUCACGUUAAAACAAACCUCCACAACCAGGCAGAGAACGUGUCAUCAUGCUGAAGUAGAGCUGUACACGUGGUGUCAUGUGACACCUUCUCCACAACCAGGAAGAGAACGUGUCAUCAUGCUGAAGUAGAGCUGUACACGUGGUGUCAUGUGACACCUUCUCCACAACCAGGAAGAGAAUCAUGUGAUAUGUGACACAACUCGGCUUCAUCUCACUCCACAGAAGGUCACCUGUGGUUUGUUCAGCUGAGGAUUAAUUCUCUGUGUAUGAACACACAGUCUGGACCUUCUCGCCGCCUUCGCGAAGAAGGGAUCCUCUGUUUCAUGAACUUGUUUCUUUAAGUGUCUGAACGUAAAGAAGCUGAACCUCACUCUAGAUGUGAAGGAGGAGGAGGAGCCUUCAUCCACAGAAGACCAUCUCCAUCUUCAGAAGACCAUCUACAUGAGAGUAGAACCUCCUUCUGAUGAGUGUGAACUAAAGCUUCCAUUUAUAUGUGUGUGUGUAACUUCUUCACAGGUUUAAAAACUGACUUAAAUACAGUUAUUCUCAGAGUGUC
This is a messenger RNA of Gasterosteus aculeatus aculeatus (three-spined stickleback), 1648 nucleotides long. The record is from RefSeq and is a predicted model, not a curated record. Lineage: Eukaryota; Metazoa; Chordata; Actinopteri; Perciformes; Gasterosteidae.